This is a messenger RNA of Hibiscus syriacus, 522 nucleotides long. Its product is annotated as axial regulator YABBY 5-like. NCBI's taxonomy places the organism in Eukaryota, Viridiplantae, Streptophyta, Magnoliopsida, Malvales, Malvaceae. The coding region runs from base 1 to 522 and encodes 173 amino acids. Gene Ontology annotation, biological process: abaxial cell fate specification; multicellular organism development; cell fate commitment. The record is from RefSeq and is a predicted model, not a curated record. The transcript has 7 exons. Gene Ontology annotation, cellular component: nucleus.
AUGUCGAGCUGCAUCGAUGUGCCUGAGCAACUCUGCUAUAUCCCUUGCAACUUUUGCAACAUAGUACUUGCGGUGAGCGUUCCGUGCAGCAGCCUGUUCGAUAUUGUGACUGUCCGAUGCGGGAACUGCACCAAUCUAUGGUCUGUUAACAUGGCAGCCGCCGCUUCUCGGUCACUGUCAUGGCAAUAUAUUCAGGCACCCAAUUAUGCAAUACAGGAUUACAAGACAGAUCUGGGUUCGUCGUCGAAAUGCAGCAAUAAGUUCUCCAUUCGACCGGUUCCUGCCGCUAACAGUGCAACCGAGGAAAGGGUGGUGAACGGACCUCCCGAGAAGAGGCAGCGAGUACCUUCUGCGUACAACCAGUUCAUCAAAGAGGAGAUUCAAAGGAUCAAGGCCAACAACCCAGAUAUCAGUCACAGAGAAGCCUUCAGCACUGCUGCUAAGAAUUGGGCACAUUUCCCUCAUAUCCACUUCGGGCUGAUGCUGGAAACGAACAACCACACCAAGGUGAAUAAUGCUUAA